AUGACAUGCUACUACCGCAACGGCACCCGCGCCACAGACGACACCCCCUGCCCAAACGCCAACACCUGCUGCCCCUCCAGCGCAACAUGCAUGGAUAACCUCCUCUGCCGCGACAAGAACAACCACGCCAACGGCUCGCUGACUGACUUCCCGGACGGACACUCAUACAAUUACACCGGGCUGUACUAUACACCUUCCUGCCAGGAUAAGAGUUACAAGGGGUGUUCUGUAGCUUGUACGACGUAUGAUUCGUAUCGAGGGCAGUAUAUCUGGGCGUGUAAUGCCGCGCUGACGAGGUAUUGUUGUCAUGACGACGAGGCGGGUUUGAGUCAGGGGGAUUGUUGCGAUGGGGGGACGUUUGAGUUGGCGGCGCCGGGGGGUUCGGCUUUGCCCUCUGCCUCUGCCUCUGCUUCUCCGUCUGCCAGUGCGAGUUCGAGUUCGACGUUAGCUGGAGCGCCGUCCGGGUCUGUUACGUCCUCAGCCGCGACGGCAACAGCAGCAGUAGCUACAAAUAGCCUGUCCACAGGUGCAAAGGCAGGGAUUGGGAUUGGCGCGGCGGGAGCAGGGAUCAUCAUCAUCGUGCUGGUUGCGCUGCUAUUCAGGGCACACAGACUUGCAGCUAAAACCCGAGGGCAAAGUCAAAUUGGAAAAAAUCCAUUCCGGACAAGUGCAGCCAGAGCCAGACAAGCGGAACUCGAGGCGUGCGCUUAUGCACCACCGAGCGAACUGUCUGCGAAGCCGGCGCGGAGCCGCUUCGAGCUGGCUACUUGA
Aspergillus lentulus is the source of this 771-nucleotide messenger RNA. The record is from RefSeq and is a predicted model, not a curated record. Lineage: Eukaryota; Fungi; Ascomycota; Eurotiomycetes; Eurotiales; Aspergillaceae.